Penicillium taxi is the source of this 693-nucleotide messenger RNA. RefSeq lists its product as uncharacterized. The transcript has a single exon. The record is from RefSeq and is a predicted model, not a curated record. Lineage: Eukaryota; Fungi; Ascomycota; Eurotiomycetes; Eurotiales; Aspergillaceae. The coding region runs from base 1 to 693 and encodes 230 amino acids.
AUGCUUCUUCAAAAUCGCCUCUAUUUUUUGGAUACAAGUAUCUCACACUAUCCAAAUAUCAAUGGAAGAAUCCUUUCUUGCUUUCCAGACGGAUCUGACCUCCAAGAGGUUGUCACCCAGAUCCGAAGUAGACCAGAUGGAAUUGCAAUUGAUCCAGUGAACCUACAUAUCUACUGGACAAACCAAGGGAUCCAAGAUGAAAAUAACGGUUUCAUUCAACGUUGUGACUGCGACGGGAGGAACAUCGUCACCAUAAUUCCUAAGGGUGUAACAUGGACACCCAAACAAUUAAAGCUUGCACCGUUGUCAAAGAAGCUAUAUUGGUCGGAUAGAGAGGGCAUGCGUGUGAUGCGAGCCAAUCUUGACGGGAGCGAUGUGGAGGUCCUGCACCAAGCAGGCCAAGGUGAAGCAGACAAGAAAGAUUGUUGCAACUGGUGUGUUGGAAUUGCAGUUGAUGAAGAAGACGAAUUUGUUUACUGGACUCAAAAAGGCCCUGCUCGUGGUGGACAAGGCCGGAUAUUACGCAUGCCGAUUCCCAUACACAGACCGAUAGGCGAUUUUCAGACCAUCAACCCCGAAGUGCUUUUAGAAGGUCUUCCAGAGCCAAUUGAUCUUGAUUUCGAUGCCAACUUUCAACAAUUAUGGUGGACAGAUCGAGGAGAUCCCCCUUCGGAAAUACGGUUAAUACAGUAA